This is a messenger RNA of Labrus bergylta (ballan wrasse), 2395 nucleotides long. It is a transcript of the gene eif2s2, whose product is annotated as eukaryotic translation initiation factor 2, subunit 2 beta. Gene Ontology annotation, molecular function: translation initiation factor activity; mRNA binding; translation initiation factor binding. Gene Ontology annotation, biological process: formation of translation preinitiation complex; translational initiation; formation of cytoplasmic translation initiation complex. The record is from RefSeq and is a predicted model, not a curated record. Gene Ontology annotation, cellular component: eukaryotic translation initiation factor 2 complex. NCBI's taxonomy places the organism in Eukaryota, Metazoa, Chordata, Actinopteri, Labriformes, Labridae.
UACGCGUGCGUACUGGGACUCGAACGCUGAUGCAAGAAAUUUUCAGCGCAGCAGCAGUAGUGUGUGUGGGACUAUUCAGGGAAUAAAGAAGCCAGAUUUUGGUAACUUUUAAGUCCGCAAACAUGUCAGGAGACGAGAUGAUUUUUGAUCCCAACAUGACUAAGAAGAAGAAGAAGAAGAAGAAGCCCUUCAUGCUGGAUGAGGAAGGAGGAGAGGGGGUGGGAGGAGAAGAGGCUAAAGAAGUGGAGAUCAAGGAAGUAGAACCAGAGGCUGGAGAGGACAAGGAAUUUGAUCUGGAUGAAGAUGAAGGCAGGAAGAAAGAGCCAUCUGAUGAUUUGAACGACUUAAACUUCUUCAACCAGAAGAAAAAGAAGAAGAAACCCAAGAAAGUAUUUGAUAAUGAUGUGGAGGAGGGGUUAAAGGAGCUGAAAAUAGAAGGAGAGCAGUCAGAGGUGUUGGAGGAGGAUAACCUGGACCUGAUGCUUCCGACCAAAAAGAAGAAGCCAAAGAAAGUAGACUUUGAAGAAGGAGAGUUGCCGGAAAAUGAUGACGCUCUGGAGGACGAUGAGGGGAAAAACAACGAUGGUAUAUCUUUCAGCUCCUCCACAGGACCAACCUGGGCAGGCUCAAAAAGAGACUACACUUAUGAUGAGCUCCUGAAUCGAGUCUUCAACAUCAUGAGAGAGAAGAACCCCGACAUGGUGGCUGGAGAGAAGAGGAAGUUUGUGAUGAAGCCUCCUCAGGUGGUCCGAGUGGGAACCAAGAAAACCUCGUUCGUCAACUUCACAGACAUCUGCAAACUGUUGCAUCGUCAGCCUAAACAUCUUCUUGCUUUCCUGUUGGCUGAGCUGGGAACAAGUGGUUCCAUAGAUGGAAAUAACCAGCUGGUGAUCAAAGGCAGAUUUCAACAGAAACAGAUAGAAAACGUGUUGAGAAGAUAUAUCAAGGAAUAUGUUACGUGUCACACCUGCCGCUCCCCAGAGACCAUCCUGCAGAAGGACACUCGCCUCUAUUUCCUGCAGUGUGAAACGUGCCACUCCCGCUGUUCUGUAGCCAGCAUCAAGACUGGCUUCCAGGCUGUGACAAGCAAGAGGGCGCAGCUCCGCGCCAAAGCCAACUGAAGACCAUCUACACUGGGCUCCAUCCCCUCUCAGCCUCCCCUUUUUCCAAUCAAAAUUACCGAGGCCUGGGUUGGAAGGCACAUUGAAUUACUAAAGGACUCUCUAAAUCGAACUGUGGGAGGGUUUGCCUGUUGUUCAGUUGUAUCAUGGCCUGACCAGGCACAGAGUGAGAGAGUAUCUAAAGCUGACAGCUGGGGUUCAGGUACUGUUAACAUAUUAUAUGUACCACAUACACUGUUGGAUUCAUUUCAUUUGUUGUCGGGCAGAUGAACCCUCCACCAACUAGGUUUUUUUUUUAUUUUCUUGAAUUCUUGUUUUUUGAAGAACACCUUGAUUUAAUAUGGCUUGCAACCUAAUUCAUUCUAGUCAUGAGUAAACUUCAGUUGCAGAUUACAUUUCUCCAUGCAGCAAGGCAAAGUGUAGAUAAGCAGGGCUAGGCAACUUUGAGGAGACCAGCAGGAGCAGGCUAGGUUUUGAUAUUGUCCAACAAAAUGAAUGCCAAAGCCACUCCCCCUAAACAUAAAUUUGUACUGCAUAUGAAGUCUUUCUUCCUAGAGCCUUAUUAGCUUGACCAUGUGGCAGACUGCUUAUGCACAGGUGUAUUCAUUAAAACAUUUUACUUACUGAGUACUGUUUAAGAGAAUAAAGCCUUUUCCAGCUUUUAGCUAAGCUCAUCUCCAUUAACAGAGCUAAGUUGCAUCUGGGUUUGUAGUUCUUAAUUCCAAAAUCCGAACUUACAUACUGCCAGUCCAGUACUUGUCAGUGACAGGAUCCAACAGGCCUCCUAGUUAUGAUUAUUACUGAAGAUGACAACAAAGUUUGAUUACUAUAACUUGGUAAAGGGGAGAGCAUCUUCUCUCUUUCAUAGAGAAGUGUGUGUGUUUUUGAGAGACUAACAGAAAUGAUAGUUUGUUUUUGAGUGCUGUUAGGGCAGUUGUUUUCUUCAUACUUUAUUACAUUUCUGAAGUAAAGGCAAACAAAUUUUAAAAAACUUGGAGACUUGAUUAAGAGGUUGUGAAAAUAAAUUUAAGUCGGUAAGUCAAGAGCAGCAGGUUUCUGAAGCUUAUGCAAGACCCCUUAAAAACAGAUUCUGAGCAGAGAGCUACAUUAUAUACAAGUCUGAUAAUUCAAAAAAAGAUGUGACAGGAAGAGUUCCAGUUGAAUUAUACUCCAUACCUCAUAUUGGUUCUGGUCUUGUUUGAAGAAUGUGGAUAUGGUCUGGCUUAUAGAAUUUCAAACUGGUUUUUACAAAAAUAAAAUUCUACUCUCUCCAU